This is a messenger RNA of Tigriopus californicus, 734 nucleotides long. RefSeq names its product peroxiredoxin-2-like. Gene Ontology annotation, molecular function: thioredoxin peroxidase activity. The record is from RefSeq and is a predicted model, not a curated record. Lineage: Eukaryota; Metazoa; Arthropoda; Copepoda; Harpacticoida; Harpacticidae. Gene Ontology annotation, biological process: response to oxidative stress; removal of superoxide radicals; hydrogen peroxide catabolic process. Gene Ontology annotation, cellular component: cytosol.
UCACUUCCUUCGACAUUUCAUCCUCUCCAUUAUGGUUCUCCAACCCACCCAGGAUGCCCCUCAAUUCAAGGGCAAGGCUGUGAUCAACGGUCAAUUCAAAGAGAUCAGCUUGUCCGACUACAAAGGCAAAUAUGUGGUGUUCUUCUUCUACCCAUUGGACUUCACCUUCGUGUGUCCCACCGAGAUCAUCGCUUAUAGUGAAAGGGCCGAGGAGUUCCGCAAAAUCGGAUGUGAAGUGAUUGCUUGCUCGACGGACUCGGAAUUCUCCCAUCUGGCCUGGAUUAACACUCCCCGCGAGAAAGGAGGCUUGGGAGAGAUGCACAUUCCUCUGUUGGCCGAUAAGAACUCUGAAAUUGCCCGAGCUUAUGGUGUUCUCAAGGAGGAUGAAGGCAUUGCAUUCCGUGGGCUGUUCGUCAUUGACGACAAGCAAAAAUUGCGACAAAUUACUGUCAACGACCUUCCCGUUGGUCGUGAUGUGGACGAGACCUUGAGACUGGUUCAGGCCUUCCAGUUCACCGAUAAGCACGGAGAGGUGUGUCCGGCCGGCUGGAGACCUGGCAAGAAGACCAUGAAGCCUGAUCAAGAGGGCGUGUCCAAAUAUUUGGCGGCUAACGGAAAAUAACUUAUACCCAGAACAGACACUGAAUCUGGCUGACAAGAGCAUUUCUUUUAUUAUUCCUGGCAGUCCAUAGUUAUCAUGAGUACACCCGAAACAUCACGAACACGUAGCCCGA